AUGGGAUCCCCAAAUGGGGACGAGGGUCUCCGAAGGUGGCUUCUUGAGGCGGAUCACCGUAGGAUGGCCUUCUUCAUCACGUCUCUCACCGACGCCGUCGUCCACUCGAGGAGUCUGGGGAGGGCGGGUGAGGGGAGCUAUCGUGAUCGCUCUCCUCCCGCACUGCCCCCAACGCUCGAGCGAGUGUUCUCAGCUCGGGGGAGAAGCCGAGCUCUAGAGGGGCGUUCGUUGGUGGUCGCCCUGGCGGGGGUCGCCAGACUCUAG
This is a messenger RNA of Spirodela intermedia, 264 nucleotides long. The record is from the annotation of a GenBank genome assembly. NCBI's taxonomy places the organism in Eukaryota, Viridiplantae, Streptophyta, Magnoliopsida, Alismatales, Araceae.